Aaosphaeria arxii CBS 175.79 is the source of this 1791-nucleotide messenger RNA. RefSeq names its product tetracycline-efflux transporter-like protein. Gene Ontology annotation, molecular function: transmembrane transporter activity. Gene Ontology annotation, biological process: transmembrane transport. NCBI's taxonomy places the organism in Eukaryota, Fungi, Ascomycota, Dothideomycetes, Pleosporales. The record is from RefSeq and is a predicted model, not a curated record. The transcript has 2 exons. Bases 1 to 1791 code for a protein of 596 amino acids. Gene Ontology annotation, cellular component: membrane.
AUGGACCCAAAUAGCAACGACAGUACCUUCGCGGCCGACGCUGAUGCUGACCAGCAAUUCCAAACGCAUGAGAACAACCGUAGGAGAGGGAUCGUGCGACCUCAUCGUGCUUCAGGAUCUGCGGACGAAAACGCGCCGCUGCUCAGCAACGAGGCGAGCAAUGGCAGGCAGAGCUUGUUGAAUGACACCUCGAGUGAAGCUGUGGAAUGGUUUGGGACCGCAGAGCUCCAGGGGCUGCCUUGGUGGAAUAGACCUUCUAUCUACUGGCUAUUGCCACCAUUUCUCUUAUUCACUUUAGCUUUUGGCGGCAUCGUGAUUCCAAAACUAAACCUCAUCUAUAAUCUUUUAUGCGAUGAUUACUAUGCCUCGAGGAGUCCCGAGAAUCAGGAUCCAAUUUCCAGCCCAAUGGAUCCUGGAAAUCGGUACGAUCGUUGCCAGAACCCGGAUGUUGCUUCACGCUCCUCGUUAUUCCUGCUCUAUGGGUCCCUCAUCUCUGGUAUUAUCGCGGCUUUUACCUCUCCAAAGAUUGGCGCCAUGUCCGAUCUUUAUGGCCGUAAGAAACUAAUGGUCUUCACGACCUGCGGCCUGUUGGUCAGUGAGCUUCUCACGAUCCUUGCAGCAAAGUAUCCACAAACUGUUGACGUCAAUUGGAUCUUGGUCGGCUACGCGAUCGAUGGCCUUUGCGGUACGUUUAUCGUCGGCAUGGCGCUGGCGCAUUCUUACGCCACCGAUUGCACGUCACCCCAAAAGCGGAAUGUAGCUUUUGGUUACUUCCACGCGUGCUUGUUUACUGGUAUCGCGGUCGGACCUGUCCUUGCAGGUUACAUUAUCAAACAACGGGAACCCAUAGUUGGGAAGACGGAAGCCGUAUUGAUCAUAUUCUAUCUGGCACUAGGGGCUCACACUCUUUUCAUAUUCUUUCUUUUCUUCGUGAUCCCUGAGUCUCUCACUGAAUCGCGGCAGCAGGCUGCCCGGGAGAGUCGCAAGAAAGAAUUGGAGCGAUUGGGACCGAGUUCUGAUAUUAUCAACCGCCUUCGGUCUAUCAACUUCCUUAGUCCCCUCAAGAUCCUCUAUCCCACAGGGCCCGGUUCUAGCCCUGCACUCCGUCGCAACCUCAUCUUGCUUGCCGCAACCGACACAAUCAUGUUUUCUAUCGCCAUGAGCUCAAUGGGUGUCAUCACCAUCUAUGUUCGCGCACAUUUCAACUGGCAGGAAUGGGAAACUAGCAAAUUUGUGAGUGUCGUGAAUGCAAGUCGGGUCUUGUCCCUCCUUGUCAUCUUACCCCUGAUCACUCGCAUCGUCCGCGGUCGGUCUGGAACAUCUGGUCAGAGCAAUUCAGGCUCAGAUACAUUCGAUCUUUCUAUCAUUCGCAUUGCCAUUCUGUUCGAUAUGUUAGGGUACCUCGGCUUUUCGCUUGUCACCAAGGCUGAUCUCUUUACUAUACCUGGUGUCAUUGCAUCAUUGGGAGGCAUGGGAAGUCCAACACUCGGUUCGGCAUUGACUAAACACAUCCCGCCAGAUCGUGUUGGGCAGUUGUUGGGCGCGACGGGACUCUUGCAUGCUAUGUCCCGUGUCGUAGGUCCCGCAAUCUUCAACGGUAUAUACAGCGCCACUACCAGGUCGUUCGAUAGAACAGUGUUCAUAUGCUUGACGGCGACUUUCGGCUUAGCAUUCUGUUGUAGUUGGUUUGUCAAGCCACAUGGUAUGUAUCCAGCACCGCAAACUUCCCCAUCGAAAUCUAAUCGUUCGCAUAGUCUAUCUCAACGAUCUAAAACCCGACGGCUCAACUAA